Molecule: messenger RNA, 1386 nt
Organism: Chanos chanos (milkfish)
Lineage: Eukaryota; Metazoa; Chordata; Actinopteri; Gonorynchiformes; Chanidae
Gene: htra4
Product: HtrA serine peptidase 4
Exons: 9
Coding region: 1-1386 (461 amino acids)
Biological process (GO): programmed cell death; positive regulation of apoptotic process; proteolysis
Cellular component (GO): extracellular region
Molecular function (GO): serine-type endopeptidase activity; protein binding
Source: RefSeq, a predicted model, not a curated record
AUGUGCAAGCUGGUAAUUUACUUCAUUUUAGCUUUGACAGUUCAAGCACGACUGCUUCGCAAAAGGCAAACUUCCUGCCUGCAGUCGUGCGAUACUUCUCGCUGUCCGCCGGUUCCAGAAUCAUGUUAUUAUGGCUUGGUGAAGGACAGUUGCGGCUGUUGUGACAUUUGUGCAUCAGGAGAAGGCGAUUUUUGUGGUGACCGUGGAAGUCCAGUUUGCGGAGAGGGACUAACCUGUGUGUACCCGCCGGGAACACGAAGGUCGCGCGGCUCCUGCGUGUGUACCUCCACCGAGCCUGUCUGCGGUAGCGAUGGAAGAACUUACCCGAGUAUCUGUCGUUUGCGAGCAGAAAAUAAAAGAGCAGGGUUAAACGGCAUACCCGCUGUUAUUCUCAUCCAGAAAGGGCCAUGCGAUUCCGGUGCCCAGAACCCCAGCAGCAUGCGUUACAAAUUCAAUUUUAUAGCAGAUGUGGUGGACAAAAUAGCCCCUGCUGUCGUACAUCUGGAGCUUUUCAGAAGGUUGCCAUUCUCCAACCAGGAGGUACCCGUAUCAAGUGGUUCAGGGUUCAUUGUAUCAGAGGAUGGCUGGAUCGUCACUAAUGCUCACGUGCUUUCCAACAAGCAGCGAAUCAAAGUGGAGCUUAAGAAUGGAGUAGAAUACGAUGCAGCUGUGAAAGACGUGGAUCAGAAACUUGACAUUGCCCUAAUUAAAAUUGAGUCACUUAAUUCCUUGCCAGUGCUUUUACUUGGUCGCUCAUCAGACCUGCGGCCAGGAGAGUUUGUGGUAGCAGUGGGCAGCCCAUUCUCUCUUCAGAACACUGUUACCACAGGGAUCAUCAGUACAACCCAGAGAGGUGGCCAUGAACUGGGCCUAAAAGACUCUGACAUGGAGUACAUCCAAACCGAUGCCAUCAUCAAUUAUGGUAACUCAGGAGGACCACUUGUGAAUUUGGACGGUGAGGUCAUUGGCAUAAACACAUUGAAAGUUACAGCGGGAAUUUCCUUUGCAAUUCCCUCUGACAGAAUACGUCAGUUCCUUGCAGAGUCUUACGACAGACAGAGAAAAGGUAAGCCACUGACAAAAAAAAGAUACAUGGGAGUCCGGAUGCUUCAGUUGACACCAUCUUUGAUCACCGAACUAAAGGAGAGGGAAAGCAACUUUCCAGAUGUGAGCUCGGGAGUGUAUGUGUAUGAGGUGAUCCCUGGCUCCGCAGCUGCCAGCUCUGGUAUAUCCAAUCAUGACGUAAUCUUAAGCAUCAACGGACAGCAGGUUCACAGCACUGAAGACGUGAGCAACGCUGUCCAGUCUGGUGAGGUCCUCUCUGUCGUGGUUCGUCGGGCUAACAGAGACAUUAUUCUCACAGUCAUUCCGGAGGAGAUGGAUUGA